Rotaria socialis is the source of this 1272-nucleotide messenger RNA. The record is from the annotation of a GenBank genome assembly. NCBI's taxonomy places the organism in Eukaryota, Metazoa, Rotifera, Eurotatoria, Philodinida, Philodinidae.
AUGAAGAACCUUGCUACUCGAGUUACGAAAGUUCAAAGCUCAGAUUCGCGACGAAAGGCACGCCGGCAAGAAUCAAAAGUCUUUCCUGUAUCGCCAAAUCAAAGGGAUGCUUCAAAAGCUUUAAAUGGAAAUUCAAUCGUUAAGACGUUUGGCUCACAGCGUUCAAUGCCUAACUUAUCGGAUGGCACGAAGCAGAUAUUUUCAGGUCCGGCAUCACAGAUGCAUAUUAAUCCAUUCGAAACUAAAUCGCAUUCCACUAAUCCAAACUGCUCAGAUUUUCAAAGCAAUUCUCUUCAGCAGUUCAACAAGAAAUCUGCUUUUGGUGAUACAAGAAAAUCAAAAGCGUCAACAAAUAGACUAAAUGAGCGGAACAUAUCAACAAAUGGUACUAACCAUGAUGAUUUAGAGAAGGUUGUCGUAAGUGCCCAGAAUUCAUCACUUGAUUUUCAUGGCAAAGUCAAUGGUCCACAUGGAUCGUUGCUGAGAUAUAACAGUUUAAAAAUAUCUUCUGCCAAUCGUGUCAAACAAGAGCAUGAUAAAAAGGAAGAGCGACGACGAAGACGCCGUCAUGGUGGUUGGUGGAUUUUUCAGUGUCCUUGCUGUUCACCAGCAUGUUGCUUAGUAGUCGGCAUACUAACGGCGUUACUUUUAGCUGCCUUAGCAACAUUAAUCAGUGUACUCAUGAUGAACAAAAUAAAUGGCUCUAUAUCAACAACUGCGACCACUACAACUACUACAUCGACUACAGCAACAUCUGCCACAACCACAACGACAACGUCAGUGACGACAACAACAUCAUCCACGAGUACGUCAACAUCGACUAGUGCGACCACUGCAACAAGCAGUACUUCCACAUCAUCAACANACACAGCUAUUGCAAAUUUGACUAGACUGACAUUCGCAUUCCGUGAAGAUGUAGGUGUCUUUGCACUUGAUACAGUAUCUGUAACAAGUAUAUUAGCACCUAGUGUUCAACUUCUUGCAAACAAUGGUUUUGAAACAGGUUCUGAAUCAUCAUGGACUUAUUGUUGUCCAUCUACUGCAAUGUCUUGGGCCGGUGUUGCACAAUACUCUGACAAUAUUUAUAAUAUGGGUGUUACAUAUCAAGCUCAAUCGGGAACGUUUUUUUACUAUGAUGGAACAGGAUCCGGUUAUGAUUAUUUAUCUCAAAUGUUUUCGACAACCGUCGGUGGUACAUAUACGAUCUCGUAUUGGCUAUACAACUUAGGAAGUGGUUCAGCAAGUAGCGCUGAUGUUAUAAUGAGUCAUUAG